Molecule: messenger RNA, 5094 nt
Organism: Lottia gigantea (owl limpet)
Lineage: Eukaryota; Metazoa; Mollusca; Gastropoda; Lottiidae
Exons: 34
Coding region: 1-5094 (1697 amino acids)
Biological process (GO): regulation of ARF protein signal transduction
Molecular function (GO): guanyl-nucleotide exchange factor activity
Source: RefSeq, a predicted model, not a curated record
AUGAGUCCCCCCAAUAGAAUAUACAUAGUUCAAGGAGAAAUAUCUCUUGUUGUGACUGCUAUGAAACGGUCUACAAGAUGGAAUUCUCAUAGCACAGUUGAUGAAGAUGGAGAUCCAUUAUUGUCCGCCUUUUCACAACUUAAAGAGCUUUUAAAUACAGCUCAUGAUUUAGAUGAGUUGGAACCAAAUGGUUUUCUAACACCAUUUUUGGAAGUGGUUCGUUCAGAAGAUACUACAGGACCUAUUACAGGACUAGCUUUGACUUCAAUCAAUAAAUUCCUAUCAUAUGGACUUGUUGAUGUACAAUGUGAAUUAUCACCAGCUGCUAUAGAAAAUAUAGCUGAUGCUGUAACUCAUGCUAGGUUUGUAGGAACUGAUCCUAGUACAGAUGAAGUAGUCUUAAUGAAAAUUCUUUAUGUUUUAAGGACUUUGUUAUUAUGUCCUGCUGGUGUUUUAUUAACUAAUGAAUCAGUUUGUGAAAUUAUGCAGUCAUGUUUUAGAAUUUGUUUUGAAAUGAGACUUUCAGAGUUUUUAAGAAAGUCUGCUGAACAUACACUAAUGGAUAUGGUACAGUUAUUAUUUACUAGAUUACCUGUCUUCAAAGAAGAUCCAAAAUGGAGCGCUAGCAUGAAAAAGUUAAAAAUGAGAGCAGGUGGGGUUGAUCCCUCUAGAUUAGGUAAAAGAAAAAGAUCACCAAAACCCAGGAAUAAGAAAUUGAAUCAGUCAACUCCAAUACCAGAUAAAACAGAUAGAUUAGUUGAAGAGAAUAUAGAACAGAAUUCAGAUGGUAGUCAGAAUCCAGAGACUAAUAGUUUUGAAUAUGUUACCUCAGAUAGAAUAGCUACUACUCCUGUAUCUUCUGAUUUAGGUGCUGCUACUGAUAUACAAGAUAGAACACCAACAUCAGAACAACCCACAGAUAUAGAUCAAGAUGUUGAAUCUGUACCUGUAGAUUCAGAGCAGAAUACUGUGGGUGAUACUGACCCGAAUGUUGAUUCACCACCAAAAUCAUCAAGUGAAACUGAGAUCUCUGAAGUUAGUGAAAAUUGUGAUGAUAAUGAAUCAGUACAUUCUGUUGAUACAGCCUCAGUCAAUGAUGGUGAUUUUGUUAAUCCUAGAGGUAUCAGAUUUACUCAACCACAUUAUCAACAUAAAGAAGGAAGUGGACCUUUGAUUCCCUAUGGAUUACCAUGUGUUAGAGAGUUAUUAAGAUUUGUUGUAUCUCUAUCUAAUCCAUUAGAUAGGCAUAAUACUGAUGUUAUGAUACAUAUGGGAUUAAGUUUGAUAACUGUAGCUCUAGAAGUAGGAGCUGACCAUAUUAGUUCCUUUAAUAGUUUAUUGUAUUUGAUUAAAGAUGAAACCUGUAAAAAUUUGUUAUUGAUUUUAUCUAUGGAUAGAUUGUCAUUAUUUGCAGCAUCUUUAAGAGUUUGUUUUUUAUUGUUUGAAUCUAUGAGAGGUCAUUUAAAAUUUCAAUUAGAGAUAUUUCUGACGAAGCUAGCUGAUAUUAUAGUAUCAGAAUCACCUAAAGUAUCACAUGAUGAAACUAAAGAAGUGGCGUUGGAAUGGUUGAUACAGUUAUGGAGAAUACCAGGCUUGGUGACUGAGUUAUAUUUAAAUUAUGAUUGUGAUUUAUAUUGUUCUAAUCUACUAGAUGAUAUCACUAAAUUAAUAUCAAAGAAUGCUUUUCCUGUAUCUGGUUUAUUUACAACACAUCUACUAUCAUUAGAUGUAUUAUUAACAAUGGUAGACAGUAUAGAACAACAUUGUCAUAGUCGUAUUAUUAGUUCUAGUAAAACACAGUUAGAUAAUCCUGAUAAACUUGAUGAAAAAACAGAAGGGAAAACAAGAAAUGAAGUAUCUACUAGUAGUUCAGAUGGUGAUUCAGACAUCAAUCAUAUUGGUCCUCCAUCAACUGGUUACGGUAUGGCUCAAAAUCUACUCAAAAAAUCAGAUUUAACAUUAGCUAAAGAAAGUAGAAAAGGACCACAAAUUAAACCUAACAGAAUGAAAUCAAACUCACGAAUUAAGACCUCAGAAGAGAUAGCUGCUAUUAAACAUAAAAAAAGGCUAUAUCAUACUGGUACAGAACAGUUUAAUAUCAAACCAGCUAAAGGAAUAGCUUUCCUACAAGAACAAGGUUUACUGAAAACACCAUUAGAUGUUCAAGAAGUGGUGACAUUUUUAAGAGAAAAUCCACGUUUAGAUAAGAAGAUGAUUGGAGAAUAUAUAGCCAACAGAAAACAUGCAGCCAUAUUGUUGGCUUAUGUCAAAUCAUUCAAUUUUGAAGAUCAAAGAGUAGAUGAAUCAUUAAGACAAUAUUUAGAAGCAUUCCGUUUACCUGGUGAAGCUCCUGUUAUAUCUUAUUUAUUAGAACAUUUUGCUGAACAUUGGACGAUAUCUAAUGGUGAACCAUUUGCUAAUGUAGAUGCUGCAUUUACUCUAGCUUAUGCUGUAAUUAUGUUAAAUGUUGAUCAACAUAAUCAUAAUGUUAGAAGACAAACAACUCCCAUGUCUUUUGCAGAAUUCAGAAAGAAUUUAACUAAAACUAAUGGUGGAAAUGAUUUUGAAGAAGAUAUGUUAGAAGAAAUAUAUAAUGCUAUCAAAAAUGAUGAGAUUGUGAUGCCAGCUGAACAGACUGGACUUGUUAAAGAGAAUUAUAUUUGGAAGCAAUCAUUAAAGCGUGGAGCUACUAAAGAAGGUGUUUAUAUACAUGCUCCUACUGGACUAUUUGAUCAUGAGAUAUUUACUUUAAUCUGGGGUCCUACAGUAGCUGCGUUAAGUUUUGUAUUUGAUAAGAGUGGUGAUGAGGCCAUGAUACAGAAAGCUAUCUCUGGAUUUAGGAAAUGUGCUAUGAUAUCAGCCCAUUAUGGUAUUAGUGAUGUGUUUGAUAAUUUAGGAAUAUCAUUAUGUAAAUUUACUACAUUACUCAGUUCUGCACCAGAAAACAUACCAGUAUCAUUUGGUAUUAAUUUUAAAGCUCAGUUAGCUGCUAGAACUGUGUUUGCUCUAGCACAUAGACAUGGUGAUAUAUUACGUGAAGGCUGGAAGAAUAUAUUAGAUUGUAUGUUACAGUUAUAUAGAGCUAAACUAUUACCACAAAAUAUGAUAGAGGUGGAAGAUUUUGCUGAUCCUGCUGGUAAAAUAUGUAUCAUAAGAGAAGAUAACACAACUAAUCAAAGGUCAGAAGCUGGUGUAUUUAGCAGUUUUUAUUCAUAUUUCUCACUAUCAGAAGCUUCCAAUCAGAAAGGUCCAACAUUAGAAGAACAAGAUGCUGCUAAACAGGCACAGCAAUGUAUUGAAGCUUGUCAUAUAGAUUUAUUAAUAUUGGAUAGUAAAUUUCUACGUGAAGAUUCUUUACAAGAAUUAGUCAAGGCUCUGAUACUGGCUUGUCAAGGUAAUGAAGAUCAAACACAAUUUGAUGAAGAUGCAGCUGUAUUUUUCUUAGAGUUGUUGAUAAAAACAGUCCUUCAAAAUAGGGAUCGUGUAUCAUUGAUAUGGCAAGCUGUACGAGAUCACCUCUAUAAUAUUAUAGUCAAUGCUAAUGAACAGUCAUUUUUAGUUGAACGUGCUGUAGUGGGAUUAUUAAGACUAGCUAUUAGAUUGUUACGUCGUGAAGAAAUAGCACCACAAGUUUUAACAUCAUUACGUAUCUUAUUAAUGAUGAAACCUGACGUUAUCCAUAAUAUCAGUCGACAAGUAGCAUUUGGUUUACAUGAUUUAUUACGUACAAAUGCAGCUAAUAUACACUCUAGUCAAGACUGGUUCCCAUUGUUCAUGACUCUGGAAGUUGUUGGAGCUGGAGCCAAUCCUCCUCCUCUAAUGCAAGUUCAUUCUGGUGUUGAUGUUAAAGAAUCAUUAUCCCAGUCUGAUAGUGAAAUACAAUGUAAUAAUUCUCAGACUAGUGAUAUUAGUGAAAGAGGUUAUACUAGUGAUAGUGAAUUAUAUGAUGUACAGAAUAAACGUGUUGGUUCUGUUUCACCAGAAUUACAGUUACGUCCUGUACCAGAUAACGGUAGUUGGCUUUUGGUAAAUAAAGAAGAUCCUCCACCCAGUUCAAAACAAAGAAAAAUCAACCAAUUUACAAUAGAUUUAAAUGAAGUACUACAUUAUUGUGAUAGCAAAGCUUUGUUGAAAUCUUCAGAGACUUUAUCUUUCCUUGUUCGUGAUGCAGCCCAUAUCACUCCACAUAAUUUUGAAAGUUGUGUUCAUGCUAUCAGGACUUUUGUAGAGGCCAGUUUAAAUGGAGGUCACUUAAAGACACAAUUGAGAACAACAUUAAAAGAGAAAAAGUCUCAUCAUAGAAUACAUCGUAGUAAAAAAGAGAGUAAUAAAAUGAAGAAAUCUAGCUCCUCACCAAGUGUAACUAAUAUUAAUAAUUCUGAUGAUGAUAGUGAACAUGACAAUAUGGCUGCCAGUUUACAUUCAUUGUCUAUCCAGCUAUUAGACCUCAUGCAUACACUACAUACUCGUGCUGCUAAUAUAUUUAGCUCUUGGGCUAAAGUUGAUAGUGAAGGUAUUGAUGCUGAAACCAGCUCAUUGUGGGCUAAAUGUUGGUGUCCAUUGUUACAAGGUAUAGCCAGAUUAUGUUGUGAUUCUAGAAGACAAGUGAGAAGUCAAGCCUUAACCUAUUUACAACGAGCUUUAUUAGUUCAUGACUUACAAACAUUAUCAGCUGUAGAAUGGGAGGCUUGUUUUAAUAAGGUUCUAUUUCCACUAUUAACCAAAUUACUAGAGAAUAUCAACUCACAAGAUCCUGGUGGUAUGGAAGAAACUAGAAUGAGAGCUUCCACUUUACUUUGUAAGGUUUUCCUUCAACAUUUAAGUCCUCUGUUAUCAUUAACAACAUUUACAGCACUGUGGUUAACUAUAUUAGAUUUUAUGGAGAAAUAUAUGCAUGCUGAUAGAAGUGAUUUAUUGUCGGAAGCCAUACCAGAAUCAUUAAAGAAUAUGUUAUUAGUUAUGGAAACAGCUAGUAUAUUUCAUACAGCUGAUGGUAUAGAAUCACAGCUGUGGAAGUUAACCUGGGAUAAAAUUGAUACAUUCUUACCAAAUUUAAAGGAGGAACUCUUCAAACCAGGUAAUUAUUCUUUGUAA